AUGCGUAUACUGGGAGCACAUGAAUUCGUUCGCGUGUAUGGGGCGUCCAGGGCCGGGCGUCGCACACGUCCCGCCGCCGUGGGAGGAACUCUCUAUGUGCAGCCUAGGUCACCAAAAACCACUCCGCGCAGACUGGUAUCUCGGCGCAGUGAUGAUUCCUUCGGUCGCGGCCAUGGUUGCACAUACAGAGGAGUGAACAAAAGGCAAUUGGGUUGCAAGCACAAUUAUGGAGAAAGGGCUUUGGGUCCAGAGAAGGCGGCAAAAAAUGAAAGGCCAACCGCCAAAACAAAGACCCAAAAAUGGCCUGGACGCGGCCAUGUUCGAUCCAUACUCCCUUCACGCUUCAUCACCUUCACAAUUCCCACCCCCUUCUCUCUCAUCACCACCACCCUCCUCCGAGUCGCCGUUCUGACUCCCCGUUCAACCCAUGACUCACCCCGAGUUGCACCAUGUUCGUUCCCAAACCGCCACCACGAUGGAUUUUCUCCACGAGUCAGGUCACCUCCAGCUUCUCCUCACUCCCACAAAAUCUCACGUCUCAUAUUGAUCGGAGAGCAGCCAACGGAUGGCCCUGAUUCGCCCACCAUUUACCACCGCCAGAACCAAAACGACAACGUUUACAAAAAGAGACUGGAAGAAAAUGUCAUGCCUCUGGUAAUUGCUUUGUCUAGAAACUUUUGUGUUAAAGAUGGAAUUCUUGAUCUACCCAUUUUGAAUUAUGAAGAUGAUGUGAUUUCUAGUGUUGUUUUAGAUAGAUUUGUUGGUGCUUUUGUUGGUGCUAUGCUUGUUGAAGAUGUUGAGAUAGAGAAUGAGUGUGAAAAGAGAGAGUUUAGGAGAAGAUUGAGGUUUAAAAGAUUGCCAAAUUUAGUACAAACUGAGGUUAGAAUCGUGCCCGAGACGGAACUCUCUUUGGAUUUGAUUAAGAUUGGAGGAAGAGUUAGGUUUAGACCUGAUAUUGGGGUUUUGGUGCAUGUGUAUUUGGUGCCAAUGGUUGCAAGUUGUACUUUGAUUGGUUCAUAUCUUGGUGAGCGAAUUCAAAGUGGGUUUAGGCCUAAAGCUUUGUGUGUUGGGGUUGGAGGCGGGGCUUUGGUUAGUUUCUUGAGAACCCAGUUGUGUUUUGAAGUUGUUGGAGUUGAAAAGGAUGAAGAAGUUUUGAGUGUCGCAAGGAGGUAUUUUGGAUUAGAAGAUGGUGAGGAUGUUUGGUUUCAUGUUGGAGAUGCUAUAGAGUUCAUAGAGAAGCUUGCGUGUCGAGCUAAUGGGCAGAAUUCGGAUUCAUCUGGUGCUCAUGGGGUAAAUGAUGGUGAUUUGGAUACUAAAUUUGAUGUUAUUAUGGUUGAUUUAGAUUCUGGUGAUGCUAAGAGUGGUAUUAGUGCCCCGCCUUUGGAAUUUGUUACAAGAAAUGUUCUUUUGGCUGCUAGAUUAGUACUUAGUGAUUUUGGGAUUUUUGUCAUAAAUGUGAUUCCUCCAAACAGGUCAUUUUAUGAGACAUUGAUACGUGAAUUUCGGGAGGUUUUUAGUGAGUUGUAUGAAAUUGAUGUUGGAAAUAGAGAGAAUUUCAUUCUUAUUGCCACGGUGUUGCCCAUCGUGUCUUCAGCUAGUGAUUGUGAGAAUCCUUUUCUUAAGAAACUGAGAUUGGUGAUUUCAGGUGCAUACAUGGAUUCCAUCAAUAAAAUUUGAGGUGUGAAGCUGGUAGAGAUCAGGAAUAUGAUUAUAAAGAAAAAAUGUGCUUCAAAAGAUGAUUUGCACAUACAUAGAAAACCUUUUUAAUAAGAGGCUCUAACUCAAGAAAGAUGAUUUGUAGUACAUGCUUCUCAAAUAAUUUGCAGUUACAGGGCACAGAAAUAGAAAAAGCCUGGUUGAAAUUAUUCCAGUAGUAUCCUGCAUGAUUUUUUUAUUUCCAGAUUCAUAGGUUGUUAACAAGGAUGCACCACUUAUUUUGUGAUGAUUGAUUGAUUGGAUAUGAUAAUGAUAGAAUGCUUGAAGAUGUAACCAUGAAAGCAAGCGAAGACUAAGGAAACCACUUUUCAAGAUCAGAGGCAAUUCCCUCAUCUGGUUGAGGGACCAGUGAUUCUUAGUUUGGUCGGAACAUGAUCUUCCAAAGCUCUGGCAGAUAACAAGGUGUUUUGCAGGGUUGUGUUAUUGUUAUAACUUGGAAGGGGUAAUGUUA
Pistacia vera is the source of this 2167-nucleotide messenger RNA. Its product is annotated as eEF1A lysine and N-terminal methyltransferase. The transcript has 3 exons. Lineage: Eukaryota; Viridiplantae; Streptophyta; Magnoliopsida; Sapindales; Anacardiaceae. The record is from RefSeq and is a predicted model, not a curated record. Bases 1 to 1677 code for a protein of 558 amino acids.